Messenger RNA from Mizuhopecten yessoensis (Yesso scallop), 2425 nucleotides. RefSeq names its product putative tyrosinase-like protein tyr-1. NCBI's taxonomy places the organism in Eukaryota, Metazoa, Mollusca, Bivalvia, Pectinida, Pectinidae. Bases 174 to 1304 code for a protein of 376 amino acids. The transcript is spliced from 4 exons. Gene Ontology annotation, molecular function: oxidoreductase activity. The record is from RefSeq and is a predicted model, not a curated record.
UUUCUGUCGAGCGGGCCACAAAGGAAGGCGCACAACAGGAGUGAAGACAUGUCGGAUAUAGGAUAAUAUAACACAACGCAAAGAAAAAACAGGUUUCAACAGUUUUCCCAGGACAAUUUCCAAAUUUGAGAGACUUAAUUGGAGGAUUGUAUUGACCUUUCAUCAAACAGACAAUGCCUUCCCUAUACCAUGUCCUGUUCCUGUUGUUGGCCGUAUUUCCUCUGUGCCAUUUCCAGACGUCUACACGUGCCCGUUCUCUCGCCCUCAAUCCGGAGUUUGUCAGGUGGAUAAACACAUUGUUUUACCUGCCUCCGGAGGGACAGCUCCGCUACCGGAAGGAAUACCGCCUCCUGACUGACCAGGAACGAGGAGAUUUCCACAGAGCCCUGCUCAUGCUCAAGGAGGACAGGUCGGUGCAGCCCAAUAAGUACGACGCGUUGGCGUCCCUCCACCACCUUAACACCGCCAAUGGUGCUCACGGCGGACCAAACUUCCUCGGAUGGCACAGAGUAUACAUCGUGUUAGUGGAAAACGCCUGCCGUGAGAAAGUUCCGAACGUCACAAUACCAUAUUGGGACAACACACUCGACCAGGACCUGGCUGAUGCCACUCGCUCUAUCACAUGGUCUCCUCUGUUUCUUGGAAACGGGAAUGGUGUGGUAGAAAACGGACCAUUUCGUAAUUGGGGUACACCAUACGGAUUACUACGACGUAAUAUCGGGUCAGAAAGAACACUGAUGACCUCAACAAAUAUAAACAAUGUGUUACGUAGACGCUGGUUGUGGCAGAUUACCCAUCCGAGCGGUCAGGAUAACAGUAACCUGGAGCUUCUUCACAAUAAUGUCCACGUGUGGAUUGGUGAGCAGAUGAGUCGUAUCGAGUCCUCAUCAUAUGAUCCGGCGUUCUUUGUACAUCAUGCGUACGUGGAUUGCAUAUGGGAGGAAUUUAGAAACAGGCAACGCCGUAUGGGCAUUAAUCCAGCGCGAGAUUUCCCGCGAAUCGUCGGGGAAAAUGAACAGCUCCCACUGGUGCCUAUGGGCCUAGGAAGACUACUUGUGAUUGAUGGCAUUAAUGAUAUAUUUACAAGGCGGAUCUAUAGAUGCCAAGCUAGACCUAGGUGUGUACCAAAUACGAACAACUGUGGCUCCCCCUAUCUCCGAUGUGAUUGGUCUACUCGGCGUUGUCUGCCCCUGAUUAUGAGUAGACCCUCUGUGUCCUUUGUUCAACCUGCACAGCAGCCUUGGUGGUCGCGCUUUAAUAGUAGACAGACGGCAGGACAGAACAGUUUUAAUAUUUUUGGAUAGGAAAUACCAUAGAUAUUUGAAUAUGGCUAGUAUUAUAUUGUUCAGAAUGUGCUUUAAUGCAAAUGGCAGAAUUUUGAACUAGUCUUUAAAAUGCACAAAAAUGAAUAUAUGUAAUUCAGGGCAAACGUUGAGUCAGAACCGUUAGUGACGUGUUCCCGGGAAUAUGUGUGACAUGGUCCUUAGAAUGCGUGGAGUAAGUUCUUUAGAAUGUGUGUGAUAAGUAACCCGGAAUGUGUGUGAUAAGUACCCCGGAUUGUGUGUGAUAAGUACCCCGGAAUGUGUCGAUACAAACAUACACAGCAGCCAUAGCAGUAGUCAGGUCUGGGAACACGACAUGUGUAGACGUUCAGUUACUGAUAUUGACGUGAACGUACUCUGGGGAUGUGUAGUAACAACUGCAUAUCAGACGACGAAACAUGUUGUUGCUGCCCGUUUGUUUAUUCGCGGGCGUCAAAAACCUCACCAACCAAUGUCCUUCGGAUAACAUGUCGUAGAUAACGUCAUAAAGGCUCCGAAUCCUCCUUAAUUUGAUCAAUGCUUGAGUCCUAAUUAAAGCCGAACUUUUAGUUUUGUCAGUAUAUGUUAUUACUGAAAGUGUUCGAGAGGGUGUGAUUAAAGGGGAGUUUAAUGUUUAAAUGGUGAAAAGAAUUUAAGUGAAGUGAUAAUUUAUAUUAAGUAUGUAUGUCUGUAUGUGUUUAUCCAAAACAAAGAGAUGAACGAUAUAUGAAUUUUAACUUUCUGACCAAAGCCUAUCUGCUGGUAACAUAGGAUCGAACAUAUUACGACUACCGAUAUGAAUUAGGGUAUCGUAUUUAUAAAACCGACCAUCAAAUGUGUAUAACUGACAACCAUACAAACAGGUAAUACACUGGUGAAUACAUAUAAUUGACAGCCAUACAUAAAGGUAAUACAAUGGUGUAUACAUAUAACGGACAGUCAUACAUACAGGUAAUACACUGGUGAAUACAUAUAGCUGUCAGUCAUACAUACAGGUAAUACACUGGUGUAUACAUAUAACUGACAGUCAUACAUUCAUGUAAUACACUUGUGUAUACAUAUAACUGACAGUCAUACAUACAGGUAAUACACUUGUGUAUACAUAUAACUGACAGUCAUACAUA